Messenger RNA from Ochlerotatus camptorhynchus, 824 nucleotides. It is a transcript of the gene Saysd1, whose product is annotated as SAYSVFN motif domain containing 1. Bases 120 to 704 code for a protein of 194 amino acids. The transcript is spliced from 2 exons. The record is from RefSeq and is a predicted model, not a curated record. NCBI's taxonomy places the organism in Eukaryota, Metazoa, Arthropoda, Insecta, Diptera, Culicidae.
AACAGAGUUUCACGCAAAUUUCCCGUUCGAAGUAAAAGUUUCAGUGAUUUCGAAUAGAAAACGUUUUUCAUGGCGUAAAAGCUGAACAUUAAACACCCGGAUUGUCCUCUCACCCACCUAUGGAAGCAAAGCUCAGCAGCUACCGAUCGCAGAAACGUCGCCAGGCGAUCCUGAAUAUCUUCAAAGAUCGCCUCUACAAUAUGGUUUCCUUCCAGCAGGUUCGAGUGGACGAAAAAUCAACCCACGUCAUUGUCGAAGCCGAUACCGACCCCCAACCGAGGUCGAAAGAGAACAUCACUCCGGUUCACAAGGCCAAGUCCUCCGGAACGGUGCCGAAAAAACCCCGCCCGGUUUCGGAAUCGGACUCGAUUGUGUCCGUCGGAAGUACCCUGUCUACCGAUUCGGACGAUGAUCAAACUAAACCGGACGCAAUCGCGGCGAAACCGCCCCGUUCCUAUCUGACCUACAUCACGUAUCUGGUCUAUUUCUUUUUCUGGGUCACGCUGUAUGCGAUUGCGAUCGAACUCCGCUUCGGGGUGGUGUUCUUUAUGAUGUCCGCCCUGCUGGGGAUCUACUUCAAUACCCGGACGGAGAAGACACCCGGCGAAAUCAGUGCGUACAGUGUUUUCAACGAGAACUGCGAAUCGAUCGAUGGGACGUUGAAGGCGGAGCAGUUCGAGCGGGAGAUUGGCAUACGGCACUGAACGGAUGGGAAGGUGCCUUGUAGGGCGCCGUGUUUUCUAUUAGGGUAAGUGACUUUUUACGAAAAGAUUUUUAUAUUUUUUUUUUUGGCUAAAGAUGUGAAACAUUCUAUUUAUCUGAAU